Molecule: messenger RNA, 1386 nt
Organism: Ascoidea rubescens DSM 1968
Lineage: Eukaryota; Fungi; Ascomycota; Saccharomycetes; Ascoideales; Ascoideaceae
Exons: 1
Coding region: 1-1386 (461 amino acids)
Cellular component (GO): cytoplasm
Molecular function (GO): zinc ion binding; ubiquitin protein ligase activity
Source: RefSeq, a predicted model, not a curated record
AUGUCUGCUUCCGCCCAACAUGGCCCUCACUGUUGUGAGGGAGAUCCACGCACCAUUACAGCUAUCGAUUAUAUUAAUAACCAGUUGAGAUUGGAAAGAGAAGCUAAGGAGUUGAUGCCCUUCGAUCCCAACGUCUGCACUUUUAAUUUGGGUCCCAUAAGACAAUCUAUUUUUGCCUGUAUAACCUGUUUCAAAAGGAACAACAACCCGGCAGGCAUUUGCUACUCUUGUUCAAUCCAAUGUCACUCCUCGCAUGAUUUGGUUGAGCUCUUUGACAAACGAAGUUUUGUCUGUGAUUGUGGUACCAGGCGAAUGAGCUUGAAUGGUCCUUGCACCUUGCGUGAUAAAUCUGCAAAGUCAACCAAAUUGUCUUCGUUGGCUGAAAAUUCAACUCAAAGUCCCAAUGAAAAUCCAAUUUUACUAGGUGAAGACAUCCCUUCUUCCACCAACAUCUAUAACCAAAAUUUUGAAGGGAAGUUUUGUUCCUGCAAUCAGUUAUACAAUCCUUUCGAGGAAACAAGUGUAAUGCUUCAAUGUUAUUUCGGUAUUGCAUGCGAUGAAGAUUGGUAUCACAAUGACUGUUUAAUGGGUUUUAAACAAGGCUCAAUUCAAAAAACAAAACCACCAAAGAAAACUGAUGAUAAAGACGACUCAGAUGUAAUCAAUAUAUCUGAUUCUGAUGAUGAUAUCAAUACUCUACCUGGCUUCCCAGAUAUCGACUCAUUCGAUCAUCUUAUAUGCUGGAAAUGUGUUCAAUCUUUUCAAAAGAUUUUUGAUGAAUUAAUCGACCAUGAUAAUAUUGUCUUGGAUAAAAUUUACUAUAUUCAAUCAAACUCAAUUGAAGAUAGACUACAAAAAUUAAAUUCGCUAAAUAUUACAAAUGCUAAUAUUAAUACUAAUACUAAUACUAAUACUAAAACAGAUUCACAACCAAGCAUGAAAAAAAGAAAAAUUGAUCCUAAAAUUUACCCAUACUCAAUCUGUUUGAAAAAAAAUUUCAGGCAGAAAUUAAAAUUUUUAUUAAAUGAUGAUUCUCCCAAUAAAAUUUCAACUGAUUUGAAAAACUUCUUAAUUGAAUACUCCUUUUUAUAUGAAGAUGACCCAAUUUAUCAGCCUCCGCCUGAAGAUUCAGAAAAUGAUAAUGAUAAUGAUAAUCACACUGAUAAUGGCGAUGAUGAUGAUCGAUCUUCUAUCUUCGAAUUAGGUACAAAGGCUUUAAAUACUUUACCAAGAGAAAAAGCAAUAGAAGGAAUCCAAGCUUAUGAAGACAUCAAAGAAAAAUUGAGAUCGUUUCUUAGACCUUUUGCACAGGAAGGUAAAAUUGUAACUGAAAAAGAAGUUCGAGAUUUUUUCACAAAAGUUAAAAAUGAUAAAAAAUCAAUCUAA